Messenger RNA from Cynara cardunculus var. scolymus (artichoke), 890 nucleotides. RefSeq names its product profilin. NCBI's taxonomy places the organism in Eukaryota, Viridiplantae, Streptophyta, Magnoliopsida, Asterales, Asteraceae. Bases 238 to 639 code for a protein of 133 amino acids. The record is from RefSeq and is a predicted model, not a curated record. Gene Ontology annotation, cellular component: cell cortex. The transcript is spliced from 3 exons. Gene Ontology annotation, molecular function: actin monomer binding.
GGAUCCAUUCGUUUUGCACAGAAUUGACGAUUUGAAAGUUGCAAGUCCAUGAGAGAAAAGCGGGCGAGGAUGUCGGUGAUUGAAUGGAUGGAUGGAUGUAAUGAUGAACGGAGAGAAGACCGCUCGAUCUCAGCUCGACACAAUCACCGGUUCUCUUCUUCAAAUCUCUUUAUUUAACCCUAAUAAUCGACUUUUCAUCUAUCAAUUUGAAUCAAACACACACAGUUGGGAUCAAAAAUGUCGUGGCAAACUUACGUAGACGAGCAUUUGAUGUGUGACAUCGACGGUAGUGGCCAGCAUCUCACCUCUGCCGCCAUUCUCGGACUCGAUGGUACCGUUUGGGCCCAGAGCUCCAAGUUUCCUCAGUUCAAGCCCGAGGAGAUGAAAAGCAUUAUUGCUGAAUUCAAUGAUGCGGGUACCCUUGCCCCUACGGGUUUAUUCUUUGCAGGCGCAAAGUACAUGGUAAUUCAAGGAGAGCCUGGAGCUGUCAUCCGUGGAAAGAAGGGAGCCGGAGGGAUAUGUAUCAAGAAAACUGGUCAAGCCAUGGUGUUCGGCAUCUAUGACGAGCCUGUAGCUCCAGGUCAAUGCAACAUGGUCGUGGAGAGGUUGGGCGAUUAUCUCAUCGAUCAGGGCAUGUAGACCUCCUCUUCCUCCUCCCGUCAUUAUUCAAUAACGACACUCCUUUUUCUUCUUCCUUCAACGAAUGUGAAGUAGUUUUUUCGUCUACAAAUUUGAUGUUUAUGGAGUCUUGAUCUCCAAUUCCUUGUUAUAUGACUGGUUAUAUGUGUAUUGCGUCGAUUACAUAAGUUCAAUAACUUUUUACUCCGUUCUUGGUGCACAUUAUCGCUCUUGAUGUGUCUGUUGUUUGCAUUUUUACAGUUAUGUUUGGU